Lineus longissimus is the source of this 3453-nucleotide messenger RNA. RefSeq lists its product as uncharacterized. The record is from RefSeq and is a predicted model, not a curated record. Gene Ontology annotation, molecular function: ubiquitin protein ligase activity. NCBI's taxonomy places the organism in Eukaryota, Metazoa, Nemertea, Pilidiophora, Heteronemertea, Lineidae. The transcript has a single exon. Gene Ontology annotation, cellular component: MSL complex. Bases 113 to 1864 code for a protein of 583 amino acids. Gene Ontology annotation, biological process: protein ubiquitination.
UGACGUAAUACACAACAGCUUUAUUUCGGGAGUUACUUUUUCUGUUUUGAUCGCAAAUAACUAACAAAAUAACAUAUCUGAAGCAUCAAAAUUACAUGCAGAUGUAUGAACAAUGAAUGCUGUAAGCCUCUACCUGUCGACAUGCCGCUACAUUAUGCAGGCAUCUCCUGAGAAUCCAUAUUCUUGGGGGGAUCUCUACAAAUACUUGCCCUAUUUACGUCAAGCACUGUCUUGCUGUGUGUGUACACACAUUUUGCACAUUCCAAUGGGACCUAUUGAUACCAUCUGUCAGCAUCACGUCUGCCAACAUUGUAUCGGUGGCAAAAUGAGACUUUACCCGUCGUGUAGUUGGUGCAAAGAUUUUGGACAGUUUCAAGAAAAUACACAACUUCGGAUCGUGAUUCAAUGUUACAAGAAACUUUGCCAAUAUUUGUCUCAUUCUACAGUCCUGAAUGUUUAUGCAGAAGUAGAUAACGGUGAUAAAAACAGUGUCAUGAGUAUCAUUCAAGAAGGAAUAACAAUCGCAGACAGUUAUGAUUACGGAGCAAAUCCGCUGCCGCUGUCAUCUUUUUAUACGAAGUGUCAAUCGCCAAGACGAUACUUGGAGUUUGAUCAUGAGGCAGAAAAAAAUGCUGCAGCAUCAAAUUCAACACCAAAGGACCCUGUGUUGGAGCCUGCAUCACCACAACCAACGUCUCCAGGUGUUAGUACUGAGUAUGUACCACCGUCUUCAUCACCGCCCCUGUCCCCUUCCUUGAGCAGGAAAGAAAGAAGGCGGUCAAGAAGUGGGAAGAACACUGCUGGUGCUUCCAGUAGUGUGAUGCAGUCUGACGAAGGACAUAAUUCAAAACAGAAUGACAGUGGAGAAACUUUGCCCAUUCCAUCUUCAAGUAGUGCUGAAGCUGGGCUGAGUUCAUACACUGGUGCUGGUGCUGGUAGGCGGUGUCUUGAUUUCAACUCAAGUGCUGAAAGUAAAAAAUGCUUCGAUUCAGAAAGUGGUACAGAUGGUCAUGAUUCUAGUUUAGAUCGUAAAAAUCAACGUCGUGAUUCUGUUACAGAGCGAAAACACUCUCGCUCUCGGACUGGGAUGGGAAAUAAGACAUGCCACAAACCUGUAAGGAAGUACAGUUCAAAAUCUAGUGACAAUCAUGCCCAGAAAGAACAAAGCUCGUGUGAGACUGGAUCAAAAAGUGAUGGUGGUUUCACCAGCAGUGAUUCUGAGAGAGAGAGGAGAGAAAAGAAAGGCCAGCGAUCACGUCGAACAAGUACAACGCGUGUUGCGAUGGGUGGUGAUUAUAGGAUUGUCGAUAAUGCACAUAAACAUUCAGGGGAGAGGGAGAAAGCGACGGUUGCAGAGCCUGACACAAGUCAGCCAGCUCCUCAGGAGAAGCCCCCUCCUCUCAGUCCAAGAGUUUGUCUGGGGGAGCACGACUACAUGAAAGAGAGUCCAUAUUACAGUGUCAGCAUGCCCAAUGGGAAUGAACCUAAGCUAACAAUACGACGUAAACAACAUCCCUCCCACAGCCCCAGCCAGAGCAAUCAAAGAAAAAGACAUCGGACUGCAGACCGUAAUAUCCCACACCUGGAAAUGUCAGGCCCAAUACUGAGUUCUAGUUCUGGAAACUCGAAGAAGAAGAAGCGAUCAAAUAAAGACGUCAAAAAGAAAGGCUGUCGUUGUGGCACUGCUGCUUCAACACCAGGAAAACUGACUUGCUGCGGGCAGCGAUGUCCGUGUUAUUCAACUCACAAACCUUGUAAUGAUUGUAGUUGCCGUGGCUGUCACAACCCACGGAAGUUAGUUGUCCCAGACAGCACUGUGAAAGAGGAUGACAAUGAAGAUACUGAGAUAUUUGUUGAUAUUUGAAGCAAAUGUAAUGUUAACUUAAUGAUAAAUCAUGUAAAAAUAUUUCAAAACUUGCUUAGGUAAAAGUAUUAGAAAGUCAACUUUGAAAGAAAUGGGAUACAUAAAACAUCAUCGACCCGUGGUGUACUUUCUGAGUGCCACAUAUACUUGCCUGGCUGCCAAUCCUGAGGUGGUGGGUGAUCAAAUAUUUGAUACGCAACUAGUUCAUCAAAUACCGGAACUUUCCUUGCAUUAGGCAUUUAUCUGAAGUAGGUCAGAGGAACACCUUUCCUACUGGACGCAAGCAAUCUUUGCACAUAUUUAGAGUGGACCUGUGUUGAAAAAAGUGCAGCUAUUGUCAAUGAUGAAGUUAGUAAUCAUGUUACAUUUUUGUACAUGUAAGAUGUCUUUCUUUUUUUUUCUAUGUCAUAAGCUUGCUGUGUGAUUUACCACUGUGAGUGUCGUUGCCUUGAGAUGAGUUUUGAACUCGGCUGAUUCAUUGGUGACAUGAAGACAAUUAUUUAUUUCUUCAUAAUUUAUCUGAGGGUAGUCGUACCCUUACGUCUGUUCUCUAUUUUUAAGGUAGAAAUCGAAAUGUCCAAAGUUGAGAAUGAACUUGAGUCUAGUUGACCUUGCAUACUUGAUCAUAUUGCCUACCUUUUACUCCUUAUUGCCAAAAUGAUUUAGCUUUUUUAGCUUGCCAAAAUGAAGGGAGCAAUAAAUAUCGUUGCUGAUAGUAAGUGUUUGUUGAUAAUAUGAGGAUUUCUGAUGACAGAAAAGAAGACAUUUUCAGUUGUAAGUCUAUAUUGACUGAUAAUUUAUUGCAAGUCAUGUUUAACCACAAAAAAAGUGGUUGGUUUUGUCAUUUACUCAUAUGAAUAAUGUAGGAACUAUGUGGACCUGUGUUUUCAUAGCUUACAUGGUAUUUGUAUCAGUUUUACCAAGAAUUAUAAAGCCUAGUCUUUUCUUUAUCAAUUCUUGGUUCUGCCGAUGUGGAAUGAUAUAUUAUUGUAUUGUUUUAAAGUGCUUUUAUUUUGGCUGCUUGCGAUAUGUCCUCUGCCGGCUUAGAUGUAUUUGAUAUCAAUGAUUUUAAAGCUUAAAUUAAUUCUUUUACAGAAAGGGUAAUGUGUUAUCAAGUGGCCAGUUGAAUUUCCCAGUUUGUGGUUUACAUGUAACAUUGCAGAUCCGCAAACAAGUCGUGAAAUUACAUGUAGUGAAACUUGCUGUAAUGUUUUGAUAAGUACCAGAAGUAUUUUUUGAAUAUCUAUCUGAAUCCCAUCUCAUAGUUUUCCUCUCUAUACAAUCCAAGGGUUCCUUGAACUUUUCCGAGAAAAAUUCUCAUUGCCCAUUCUCAACUCAUGAGGUCGAGAAACGGAUAGAUUGGAAAAUCAGUAAGAUUCUGAUAGAUAUUUGAAUAUUUCUCACAGCAAGUAGUGUCAGUGUUCAAGAUUAUGUACAUAAAUGUACGUAUUAGGAUAUGGGUUCAAACCUUAGUUGAACCCAAUUGUUUUGUUACUGUGUAGUGUACAGUAGUUAACACUUGGAGUAAUGUAAUGAUUAUGCACUAAUCAAUGUAGAUCAUGUUAAUGUGAAGAAGAUAAUUUUGAUAU